Molecule: messenger RNA, 3320 nt
Organism: Platichthys flesus (European flounder)
Lineage: Eukaryota; Metazoa; Chordata; Actinopteri; Pleuronectiformes; Pleuronectidae
Gene: ube2kb
Product: ubiquitin-conjugating enzyme E2Kb (UBC1 homolog, yeast)
Exons: 7
Coding region: 832-1434 (200 amino acids)
Biological process (GO): proteasome-mediated ubiquitin-dependent protein catabolic process; protein polyubiquitination
Cellular component (GO): nucleus
Molecular function (GO): protein binding; ubiquitin conjugating enzyme activity
Source: RefSeq, a predicted model, not a curated record
CAUUACCUCUGCCAAAACAAUGUGUCCACCACUUUCUGAUCAUUCGUUUGCCUGAAAAAACUAUGGGUUGAGUUAACAUCCUUGAUCUUUGGUGGAUGAGACGUGGUGGAUGUGUCAGGGAGGAACACAUUACACUUUGGAGAUAUUGUGAGAUAGUGUCUCUCAGAAAUUGUUUGCAAUUUGGUACAGAAACAACAAAAAAUACAGAUCUAGUGAAUUUAAUUGUGGUUUCAUAAGGUGACUGUUGGGCCUUGGCGGAGGUUUAUGCAUUCUACUAAUUGUAGUAGUUUAUAGCUGAUCUAUGAUGAUUUGGGAAGUAAUGGAAUUCAGGAUUUAAAACGUGUAAAUACUAAAUAAAUGGUGUCUUAUUAGAGAGGUGACCAUCUGUCUUCUGUCAUUGUGUAUGUUUUGCUCACUCGUUCAUUCUAAAUAACAAAAAAAAAAAAAAAUCCAGUGGAGAAAGAAAAACAACCUAAUUGUUUUCAAGGAUGAGGAAAAAUCGUGAAGUUUGACAAACCCCGUGAACCCACGUUCUCCGCAGCUCACUGGUGAAAAGUUCCAGCUUCCAGUUUGGUCUCCAUUUACCCGCAGCUGUGUGUGCAUGUUCUGGACACAUGCGCUGACUCUGUCCGCUGGAAGGCAGGCGGGUGACGGUGAGCUGCCUCUGAGGAGAGACGAAGCGGGGGAAAGCGAAAGGAAGGCUCCAUAACCACAUCGCAGUGCCCACCGCGCAGCGACACACACCACAGGGAGACAGGCCACGGGUCUAUCGCUUCCAGGCAGCGGCAGCAGGAGCUCAGCGGCGGCGGCGGCAGCUCAGCGGACACAGCCAUGGCUAACAUCGCGGUCCAGCGGAUCAAGCGGGAGUUUAAAGAAGUUCUCAAAAGCGAGGAGACGAGUAAAAACCAGAUCAAAGUAGAUCUGGUGGACGAGAACUUCACGGAGCUGCGGGGGGAGAUCGCAGGUCCUCCAGACACACCGUACGAAGGUGGCAGAUAUCAGCUUGAAAUAAAAAUCCCAGAAACCUAUCCUUUUAAUCCACCAAAGGUGCGUUUCAUCAGUAGGAUCUGGCACCCGAAUAUCAGUUCUGUGACGGGAGCAAUUUGUCUGGACAUUUUAAAGGACCAGUGGGCAGCUGCGAUGACGCUGCGGACCGUGCUGUUGUCUCUACAGGCUCUACUUGCUGCGGCGGAACCAGACGACCCACAGGACGCAGUGGUAGCCAAUCAGUAUAAGCAGAACCCAGAAAUGUUCAAACAGACUGCGAGACUGUGGUCUCACUUCUACGCUGGCGCUCCCACCCCCAGUCCUGAAUACACCCGUAAAAUAGACAAACUCUGUGCCAUGGGCUUUGAUAAGAAUGCAGUAAUAGCGGCCUUGUCCUCAAAAUCCUGGGACGUGGAAACGGCGACAGAGCUGCUCCUCAGCAAUUGAGAUCCAGCCAGGUGUGAGGAUCCCAAACAAACUCCUGUCUUUACAGCAUCAGCUUCUCCCCGGCACAUUCCACCAUUGCCUUUUUUCUUUUCUUUUUUGGAUUGCACAGACAACACCCUAUUUGCCACAGCAGUACUCUGAACCUACUUUUACAGCAAGUUUGUUCACUUAAAAACUCAACACCGGUAGUAACACAAUCGCCAAUAUGCUCACCACACUGCUGCCUGUCUGAUCCCAUGUGUUCAGAUACAUCUUCAUCAUGCAUCUACUCUUCCAUGCCCUUUAGUCAUAUCAGCUCUGAAGCAUCUUGAAAUUCCUUAUACACAAAUGUGUUUUCCAUAAUAAUGCAAAGAGUCACUGCCUCUAUUUCGGGGUAAAAACUGAAGGAAGUCCUGCAUACUGCUCUCACAGUACAUCAACAUUUUAUUCCUUAGGCAGAACUUGUUUGAAUAUUCUCUUAUGGACUUUAAUCAUCUGCAGAGAUUUGGAUGUUCACCCCUCGUUUCUUCUGCAGAGGUCUAGAAAGAUCACACCCAGACAUCCUCCGACAUCCGCACACAUACAUGGAAGAAAAAAGUUAUCUGUAAAUAGAAGAGUGUAAAUUUGAAAAUACAAUGGGGAUAUACUUUUUUUUUUUUUACAUGGCAUUGUAAAACAAAUUAUUUUAAAUAUAAACUAUGCCUAGUUUACAGUUAUAUGGAAGAGAUAUCUUUUUAUGCUUUUGUGACCCAUGAGAAAUCCCUGUCUACCUUGAGGUGGCACAGCCAAAAAUCAUGGCCCUAUUGGGACGGGAGGUGUCACCUUAUCCGCUACGCCACAAUCCAACCUUUUUGUUGAUCCUUAUCGUCCUAGCAUGUUCUAUGCUGCCUUUGUAUUUAGUUUGGCUACUUGAUGUGAUGGGACUUUUGGGUUGAAAUUGCAAGACUCUUUCUGAUUUACGGAAAGAGACACCUGGAACCUCUGCUCAAGCACACCCGGUUUGCCGCGUGUCGUGAAGGGAAGUAAAGCCUGCUCUGGGAUAUGUUGCUAGAAUAAAUGUCUCUCCUGCUCUGAACCAAUGUGUCUGAACGUCAGGAAGGAUAAAAGUUUGGAUGUUUUUUUUUCCAGAGCAGUCAGUUUCUACCAUUGGUACAAAGUAAGAUUUUGCUCACUCCCUCCGCUGUACGGGGAGGAGCUUUUUCACAAAUCACUCCAACAAAUCUAGGACAUAUUGAGGCAAUAUAGGCGUCGCCCUAUAUUCCCAGAUAUGCUUUUCAACACAGCCAAAUCACAUACUCAAGGAGGGUUGUCUUUUACUGAUGUCCGUGUCGUACGAGAGGCUGGAACUCCUCUGUUGUGCACGGUGUUUUCACAAACAUCUGAUUUGAGGUACAAGAACUGUAAAUUAAUGCACAGUAUAGAAAAGUGGGUGCAUCCUCACUGUUUUAUUAUUUAAAAGAAAAGUCACCCUUCUGCUUGACCUCCAGCUCAGUCCCUACCAACACAGCAGCAUUCUACGUCCAACGUUUUCAGGCCAGAAACAAAAAAAGAUGGUUCAUGGUCAAAGUAUAGAAUGCACACACCAUCUCCUUUUACUUGUAAAUAGCCAGAUCCUUGAUAAAGAGCCGUCCCGUUAUCACUCGAGCACACCAUCGAUGGCUGGAUCUAGAUUUUGUAAGAAAAAAGGCCAAAAAGAGGCCCCCCCCUCUUCCCCGGUGUUCCCACUAUGUACAAUAAUGCACGAUGGCAGCAUAAAAAAAAGGGGCUGUUGCAUCUCAGUUUCUCCAUUUGGAUUGAGACUUAUUUUCCUUUGUUUCCUUGGAAGCAAGCAUCAGCAGUAUAAAAAAAGCAUGGUUAUUUAUUGUGACGGUGUCAUGUUUCUUUGAUUAAAAAAAGUGGAAAAUCAA